This is a messenger RNA of Rhizophagus irregularis DAOM 181602=DAOM 197198, 392 nucleotides long. Lineage: Eukaryota; Fungi; Glomeromycota; Glomeromycetes; Glomerales; Glomeraceae. The record is from RefSeq and is a predicted model, not a curated record.
UUUUCAUAAUUCAUUUUCCUACAAUAACCUUAUUUAAUUUAUUCUUGAGAAAUCACAAAUAUGGCGGAAUUAUGCGCAGUAUUCUUUUCAGUCGGAAACAUUAAAAGUAUUAGAAAAAGAAAACGAGAAUCAAACCCUUUUUUUUUGUUUCGUAAUGAUAUGAGGGAAAAGGCACAGAAAAAAUUAAAAAUGACUGAAUUAAGCAAAACGGCUUCUGAUUCAUGGAAACUCUUGUCAGAAGAAAAUAAAGCCAAAUGAAAGAGGCGUUACGAGAUUAAUCGAGAUCUACAACAAAGUAAGAAAGACAAGGAAAACAAGGAAAUUGUUGAUGAGAGUGAUCUUGUUGACAAACUGAAAAAGAUCCUGUUGAAGAAACCACCAUUGAUGGCGAU